Aspergillus melleus is the source of this 504-nucleotide messenger RNA. RefSeq lists its product as uncharacterized. The record is from RefSeq and is a predicted model, not a curated record. Lineage: Eukaryota; Fungi; Ascomycota; Eurotiomycetes; Eurotiales; Aspergillaceae. The transcript has a single exon. Bases 1 to 504 code for a protein of 167 amino acids.
AUGUCUCUAUUCAACAACCAGGUUAUCUCAGGCUUCGGUAACAUCCUAAAGCCAGCGGCUUGUCCUGCCACUGAUAAGCCAGACAAGCAGAGAUGCUUUGAGAUGAUUUGCCUCUUGCUGAGCCUUGUGGGAAACUACGAAGGCAUUUUCAUCAAACCCGACGAUCAUGACCUACUGCAUAUCCAGCUUCACCCCCUUCCUGGCGGGGAUGGAGGGCCGAGUGAGCAUCUGCGCCAAUUCUUCAAGCCCUGGGCUCGUUCUGAGAUCGAGAAGUACCCAAUCCACUUCGACGACUCCAUGUUGGCCAAGGCUUUGGAAUAUCGGAAAUACGUCAUGGCACACGGCCCUAAAUCCGAAUAUGUUCGACAAGGGUUUACACUCUUUGAGCGGCUAGGCUGUAUAAGCUCGAUUCUGGUUUCCGAGUUUAUGGAAUAUACUAGGAACAACAUGCCCGAUGGCCGACCCACGAUCAGGUCGAUGACCCAGUGGAGAUAUCAACGGUGA